Anopheles nili is the source of this 470-nucleotide messenger RNA. RefSeq names its product pro-resilin-like. Bases 1 to 303 code for a protein of 100 amino acids. The record is from RefSeq and is a predicted model, not a curated record. Gene Ontology annotation, cellular component: extracellular matrix. NCBI's taxonomy places the organism in Eukaryota, Metazoa, Arthropoda, Insecta, Diptera, Culicidae. The transcript has 2 exons.
AUGUCUGCGAAGGUGUUCUUGUCGGUCGGUGUGUUGCUUGGUCUGUCCGUAGCCUAUCUGCAGGCUGCACCACAAGCGGAGAAGUAUGAAGCCUAUGAGUACAAAUACGAGGUGAAGGAUGCCGAGAAGCAGCUGUUUUUCGAUAAAAACGAAGCCGGCGACACCGCGGGCAAGGUAACCGGUCGAUACUCCGUGUGGCUUCCUGAUGGUCGGCUGAUGACGAUCAAGUAUGUCGUUGACAAGGAGGGCGGCUUCCAGCCUGAGGUAGACUUCCAGGAUAACGCUAACCCGCUGUCCGGUUAGUGAUCGUUUCCCACCCACCUGUACAAGGAUCCCUCUCCUGAUGUACUAAAUAUGCAUUGCACGCACCUGCUCGAGUGCUCGCUCCAAAAUGGCGGAGCGUGCGUGAUUCUUGCUGCGUGACAGCGAGCUUGUCUAUCUUAAGCUGCAGUGAGUCGCUACUAGUGGAA